AGAGUUUCAAAAAUGAAAGGUAGARAACAGCUAUAUAAAUUGAGGAUAGUAUUUUUCAUCCUGUUAUAUACAGUGUCUUCCUGCAGCACUAGAGUACAGGACGGAUCGAGUUGACUGAGCAUAUAGUUGUGAAGGAUCAGGACAGCUGGUUCCUUUUUUACGUAGCUCUGUUUUCCAGUCAAGAUACCCCUAUCAUCAGAAGUGCUAUCACGAGAUGUUUAUUGCUUACAGGGUCAUUGCUCUUUUUUUUCUGCUCGGAAUUUGUUUUUCGUUUGAACUUCCGGACCUCGACGAAGUGCAAAACUCCGAUGACAACGAACUGGAAAAACUUCUUGCCUCCGUUCGUCUCCUUGUUACUGGACUGAAAACUGAUAUCAAGGUUCAAGAAGCAAAAAUCAAAAACCUUGAAACAAAUUACAAGUCCUUGUCAAAGAAGGUAGGAUCGUCACAGGCACGCCUUUCAAACGUCGAAAGAAGAAUCAAUGGUGCACGAACCACUUGCAACGAUAGGGAGACAGCGUGGGCGCCGUACUCAGGUGCACCAAUCAUGUUCCUAGACAGGCAAGCGGUCACGUGUCCACAAGGGUAUUUCUUGUCAAGGUUCCAUCUCAUCAGGCAAGCUGAUCGUGUACAAGCUCCAGUCCGCUAUCGCUUUCGCUGCUGUAAGUUUAUUUUGUGAAAAUACCACGAGGAAGCAGUUUUUAUGAACGAUUUGACAAAAAAGUAAAGAAUAAUAGAUUUCGAAUAAUCUCCAACGACAUAGUACGUGUUGAAAAUUUGUCUUAUGAUAAGAUGUGAGUUUAUUAGAGUGAAGUCAUUAAACCCGUGAAAUACA
Actinia tenebrosa (Australian red waratah sea anemone) is the source of this 835-nucleotide messenger RNA. RefSeq lists its product as uncharacterized. Lineage: Eukaryota; Metazoa; Cnidaria; Anthozoa; Actiniaria; Actiniidae. The record is from RefSeq and is a predicted model, not a curated record.